AUGUGUUUAUUUCCAGGAGGUGGCAUUAAUAUGCAACCAAUUGUACCACCCACUCCUCUUGGCUUAAAGUUGCGUACCAGGCUCUACAUUAUUUUGAUAGUUCAUCUUGUGCUUUCAAUAUGCUUGAUGUUUGUUAGUCCGGUCAAUGGAAUAUAUGAGCUGCUUUCAAUACUGAUAUUAUGGUGUGCAGCUUCUUAGAUGCACUUCUGUCAAAUGAUUAUUUACAUGAUACUCAACUGCAAUAAAUUUAUCUCUUAUUUCUCAUCAGUGGGCUUAUCAGUCUAAAAUGAUAAUUUUGGUUCGUACUGGCACGGAGGCUUUAAGACCUUUGAGGCUCUGCUAUCAGUAGCAUUUUUGAUAUUCUACCCGAUAGCUAUAUACUGCUCAUUCUAGGCUUACAAAGAAUUCAAAGGCAUGCUAUAUGAUAAUGGUCAAAGCCCCCAAAAUUCAGGUGCACUUAAUGGGUUAAUGGCAGGCAGAAGAUCUACUCAAGUUGGUUAGUAGCAAUACUAGCCUCCUAGUGGAAAUCCUCCAGCUGGCAAUGCAGGAGGGGAUCAGUAAUAAAAUAGAAAUCAAUUACUAAAGAAAUAGAUUUUGAUAUCAAAGAAUUAAACUAUGAUUAAUACUUUGAUAACAUGCAGGAGGGGUUUCAGUUUAUUAGAUCAUUUUGACCCCAACAGGCCUAAAUCUGAAAAGGAUAAGAUAAAUGAUAUUAAAAGGUAAAAAGAAGAUGAGCUAGCUAAGUUGCUUGAAAAAAAGCUCUAGACCAAUGAGCAAUAUAUGAAUCAUGAAUUAUUCUAUGGCAAAUAAUCUAAUAAAUUUCCAAAGAGAUAAGAUGAGCUUAAGGAAUAAAUUAAAUAAGAGAUAGCUAAUAAGUAAUCCCAGGUUUUGAAUGAUGAAGAAUAUUAAAGGUAUAGAGAUGCUUGGCAAUAAAAGGGGGUCAAAUUAAUACCCUUCUUUCUGGCUCAUGAUUAGCUUUAUGAGUUGUUUCAUAAGAAUGUUAUGAUAAGAAGAUUGAUAGCCCUACUUAACACUACUUAUUUCGGCUUCUCAGUGAUGACAUUUUUUUCAGUCCCUUUGGCUGAGUAUUCCUUAUUAAUCUAUGGAUCAUUUGCAACAAUAUCUAUGAUGAAUCUCUUUUACAGUAGAAAAUACAACUAAUUUGUGGACACUAUAGUUGGCAGAAUCGACUUCAAUGUAGAAACUGAAUAAUUAGAGGUUAGUAAACCUAAGGGAUUAUUUAAGAUAAAGGAAUAAAAGGUAUUAAUUCCAUUUAGACAGUUGAAAAUGAAAAUAGAUUCAAAUGAUAAGAAUUGCAUCUAUUUUGAUGAGUCAACUGGGAAAGGAUUAGCUACAAUAGAUAGAGGCUAGUGGUAUAAUGAAAUGAUAUUUCUUUAUCUAAUGCAAAGAAUUAAUAAUGAGAACAAAAUUUUAAGGAGUGUCACAGACAACCCUGCUCCUGAACAAUAAGAAUAAUGA
This is a messenger RNA of Stylonychia lemnae, 1479 nucleotides long. Lineage: Eukaryota; Ciliophora; Spirotrichea; Sporadotrichida; Oxytrichidae. The record is from the annotation of a GenBank genome assembly.